Molecule: messenger RNA, 1571 nt
Organism: Pararge aegeria (speckled wood butterfly)
Lineage: Eukaryota; Metazoa; Arthropoda; Insecta; Lepidoptera; Nymphalidae
Gene: mRRF1
Product: ribosome-recycling factor, mitochondrial
Exons: 1
Coding region: 417-1175 (252 amino acids)
Biological process (GO): translation
Cellular component (GO): mitochondrion
Molecular function (GO): ribosomal large subunit binding
Source: RefSeq, a predicted model, not a curated record
UUUGAAAACAGGAUUAAUUUUAAGCAAAAAACUAGUUUUCAGUCAUAUUACCGAGCUGUCAAUCUCUUGAGUUUUAAUUUUGCAAUUUAGAGUAAGGGGGGUACUUUGAGGCUUCGCUAGUUAAAUGUGUUGAUAAUUGUUAAACAUAUAUAAUACUAACUAUCUUGUGAAUAGAAAUUUGAGCACAUUUUUAAUCAUAGUUUAAUUAUUUUUAUAUUUCUGUUUUUGGAUUCAAUUGUUUGAUUAUUUCUGGAACUUCGAGAAUUUUGAAAUUCCACUUUGCAGUAACCAAACGAUUUCUUAACUUUUUAAGUUUUUAGUGACAUAUUUAGAUUCUAGGUUAUUAUUUUUGUUUCCGAAAGAUUUUAACAUUCAAAUUAAAUGAAUAUCGUACUACUAGCAGCAAUAUUAACACAAUGACUACCAGGCUUUUGGAGCGACUUAUUGUUCCUCUGUAUGUUAAAACACGAACAACUCCUUUGAACCUAGUACGCGGCUGUGAAAAAGUAGUUUCCACUUCUGUAGACUUUACACAAGUUAGAAACUAUGCCAAAGGUAAAGACAGAGGAAAAGAUAAGAAAGCGAAAGGCGGAGGAAAAGUGGAGAUUAACCCUACUGUUAUGGCAGAGUUAGUUCCGGUUGAAAAGCUAAAGGAAAGAUGUCAAAGUGCCAUUGUAAAUAUGAAGGAGGACUUCGCCAAAAACCUGUCGCUUAGGUCAACGACCGGCGCUAUAGAUGCUUUACCUAUUAAACAUGAUGGUAAAGACUAUGAGUUGCAAGAGCUUGCACAAAUUGUUAGAAAGAACCCAAAAACGAUUGUUAUAAACUUUGCAUCCUUUCCACAAGUUAUACCAGACGUUUUAAAGGCAAUCUCUACCUCAGGACUGAAUUUAAAUCCACAGCAAGAUGGCACAACCUUGUAUGUCCCUGUACCAAAAGUAACAAAGGAGCACAGAGAAGCUUUAGCAAAAAAUGCUAAAGCAUUAUACAUCAAAUGCAGGGACACAGUGAAAGAUAUUCAAAAUGAAUAUAUUAAGAAGUCCAAAAAACAAACUGGUGUGUCAGAAGAUUUAGUUUUUAAUGUAAAUAAACAAACAAUAGCAUUGUGCGAACAAUAUUUAGAGGAAGCAAAAGAAAUCUAUAAUAAUAAGCAUAAUGAACUGCUGGGAAAAUAGGGCUAAGAUUACAUUAGUAACAUACCAAGCCAUACUACAAAAUGAGUCAAAUAGUUAUUUUGUAUGCCCAGCAGCACUAACAUGCAUGCCAUGAAAUAAUUGUUGACAAUUUUCUUGCCCUGUGUCACUGAGAUAAGACUGGGCACACAUCCUAUCCUAAACACAUUUCCAACAUCCAAUGUUAAUUGUUUUUAAAGUUAAAUGCUUAUGUUCAUUUUUGUAAGAUGGUAUGUUGCUUAUAAUUAUGUAUGAUUGUUUCUAUUGCAUUAUAAAUAUAAUUGUUUCUAUUGCAUUGUGAAAUUGUGUUCAAUUAGAGCUAUAUUAAUCAGAGCUUUUACAUGUAGGAAUAUAAAAAACAUUGUUAUUGAAAGGUUAAAAUAAAAAUAUAUGAUUUGG